Molecule: messenger RNA, 13144 nt
Organism: Exaiptasia diaphana
Lineage: Eukaryota; Metazoa; Cnidaria; Anthozoa; Actiniaria; Aiptasiidae
Product: nuclear anchorage protein 1
Exons: 2
Coding region: 700-11415 (3571 amino acids)
Source: RefSeq, a predicted model, not a curated record
AUUUCACUGCAUUCUCGAUUAUCUAUCUAUACCAUACCAUCCGUAGUCCAAAUUACUCACGUAACAUAAUCUUUUACUACAAAAACAAGUAUCGCCGAUGAAAAUACAUGACUAGAUCUAGUUUUUGCUAAUGUAARUGGUCCUUUUGGCCAAUGCAAUAUAAACCUCUGGGACAAGGAUAAGAGUGCCCAAUAUAAGAUAACAAAGUCUCUUGUAUCGCUCCUCCCACACCGUCGUGCCACAUCGCAUUGCUUCACUAGGAAGAGAUUGAAUUACGCGCCAUCCAAAACGACCUACAGUUGAUCAAAUUCAGUGUUAUACUAAGUUCCUCAACUAUCCUASCUACUGUUGWMGUACUUUCGAAGCCAUUGUUGAUACAUUSUGGAUAAAUACUUGUCUAUGCUAAUAAUUCACGUAACGCCGUCGUGCAGGAGACAACUUGAGGGUUAUAAUGAUCCARAAUUUGAAAGUUGAAUGAAAUUUGCUUGAACUCGUCUAGAAAAGYUYUCGACAAAACCCAGUGAUUCAAGUAAGCACCAAUCCACCAAGAAUCCAUCGACGAGAUCAAGCAGUGAUGACUCAAAUAAGGACGACAGUCUAUCACCAGCUGACCUAAAGGAACUUCUCGACCGAUUGACUCGCGAGGAAAGCGAAUCAAAAGAAAUCAAACAGAGUGUUGUGAGGAAGUUAACCGCAGACAUGACAGAACGCGGGCGAAAGAUUGGCGCUCACCUGGAGUCGAUCCAUGGCUAUGCUGUCAAAGGAUGCACCAAUCCAGAAGACGCUCAGGAUCAGGUUCUUUCUGAGGAACUUGCAGAUGAACUGAGAAAAAGGACUACAUCAGUGGACACGGAGAUAAAACAGCUGGAAAACCAAAUGGGACAACUACAAAGAACACUUGUCAAGGGAAAAGCAAGAAGAGAGAGUUUAAGGCAUCGCAUGUCCGUCACAGCACCAGGUCGUAAAGUGUCUGCUAUGUCAUCGUGUUCAUCAACAUCAGAAGCGGACGAGCUGACGUUGGAAGACUACAAAGCGAAAAUUGAAAUGCUCGAAAAUGAGAAACUUGAGUGGCUUGAAGACAAAAAAGAUUUGGGAGACGAGAUCAAAUUCUUGAAAUACCAACUGCAAUAUCGGCUAGAAGUGCAGACAUUACAGAAUGACAACAAUAUAGAUAAAUCUGAAUCAGAGAAGAUGKUUAAGGAAAAUGAGAUUCUUCGUGAAGAAAACCGUAAGCUAAAAGAGCGCUUAUCAACCAUCACUGAAAAGCUCAAGGAAAAAGGAAAUGUGGAAGACAACUUGCUAGAUAUCGCUGAUGUUUCAAACGAAUUUUCCAGUGUUUCAUCUGAAGGAGAGAUUGAACGUCUCAACAACGAGAGAAAGAUCCUUCUGUCCACCAUUAUGAGAAUGCAGAGUCUUGAAAAAGACGAAGAUGAAUCGCCKUCUUUUGCUGAUUUUGGUGUGCAAGUGGAUUUAAAUAAAUUCGAGACGAUAGAAGAAGAUGUCGUYGCCACACCGCUCGUUGCAAAACUAACAAAGGAAAACAAGGCUUUGAAGAAGCAUAUCACCGACAUGCAAAAAGAUCUUGAUGAUUAUGAAGAAGAGAGGAAAACAAUGAGCGAGGAAAACUUCAAACUCAUCGAUGAAAARAGAAGCCUAGAAGACACCAUCAAUAAACUGAGAACUCAAAUGAGUGAUACUUUGGAUACCACACUGGAUGAGAUUGAGCAGCUUCACGCCUUCAACGAGGACCUUGAAGAAAAAUCUAAGCGCACACAAUCUAAAUUCAAGGAAUUGUUGCAAUCCAUGAGUGAUUUACAGAGUAAUAAUUGUACGUCAUUGGAAAGAUUACUCGAUGAAGUCGAAACAAAGGUUACACUGGAGGAUACUUUUGACUUCUUGGACAGUGAAGUUGCCAAACUCAUAGAGCAAAAUAGAACAUCAUUCCCAUCAACAGAAUCACAAGUUAUGCAACGAUCAAAAGAAGAGAAACAAUUCUCAUCAAACCUUUUAAACGAAGUUAAGUCGUGUAAAGAUCUGCUCGAGUCUCAGAGAUCUCACAUAAGAAAGUUACAGCUCGACAAAAGAGACAUUGAAGAAGGAUAUACCAAGAUGAAGCGUGAGCUCCUUCUCCUAAAAUCCAGCAAGCAACGAGCUAGAGAAAAUUCAAAGGAGUUGCAGUUCCUGAAGAAAAGGCGAGCAAAAUCGCUCAAUGAUGGUGCCAAAGAAGCUAAAACUGUUCUUGUUGACAAGGAGUCYCUACAGCGUGAAGUCAAAAGGCUCGGAUCUAUGAAAACGGACCUCGAAAACACAGUACAGAAGAUGAAAAAAGAAAAGGCAACAUUAGAAGACGAAAAGGUUUGUCUUUUAGGCUCAUUGUAUCAUCAGCUUGAACGAAAUGAGUCUCUAGAAAUGCAGAUCGAGGAACUUUCAGCUGCACUUCAACAGUGGGAAGAAAAGUCGGAUCUUGAGAAUGACGUCUUUAGCGAAAACAGACACGAUUUGAAUGAAGAAAAGGUUAAGGAAAAUCUUAAAGAAUCACCAYUUGAUCGCAUUAMCAACCAAUCACCACUUGAUAGCAACRCAAUUGAGAAYGAUGCUAAAGAAUCAGAAUCUGUGKAUUACGAAUCKAAAGAACUGCAGCAACUCUCUCCAAAAGAAUUGGAAGUUGAGCAURUGAGUGUCCGUCCGAUAAGUCCCGUUGUAACAGCCGUAGGAUCCGCAGCCGAGGAGUCGAUGCAUGAAAUGAAAGCAAAAAUACAUGCUCUUGGAGAACAGCUAAAAGCAGUACAAGAAUCUGUAGUUGAUCUCGAGACGGAACGUGACAAGCUUCUAGAAGACUUGGAAGAUAGCAAGAAGAAUGAAAAGGAACUCCGUAAUGUCAUUGUUCAACUUAAACGAGAGAACAGCAUCUAUGAAGACAAAUUUUCCAAAAGUAAUGAGCUCGCCGAAACGUUACAGAUUCGUCUUCGUGAGUCCCAAAGUGCAAAAAAUGAAGCUUUGGAAUCCUUAGAAGAAGCAAAKGCAGAAAAUGAAGUUUCUAAAAGGCAUUGCGAWGUGUUAGAUAACAGACUUAAAGAAAUCACAAACCAAAGARAUCAGUAUAAAGAUAAAACAGARCAUUAUAAUGAAUACUUGCAGGAGCUUUAUGGCUGCAUUACUGAAAUGGUGCAAUCCGAUUCAGACGAAAAAGAAGAUGUUUCAUCGGCAGAAGCUGACGAAUCUGUAAAAAGUCAAGAAGAAAUAGAAUCUGGAAUUUACGAYGGACUUGGAGCAAUCCAAACAUCUAUCACUGACGUAAUGAAACAGCUCAAUGAAAAGAAUGAUAAACUGAAUACUGUGAAAGAUCAGAUGGGCACUUUGAACACUGAGAGGGAAGCCUUGCAGAAAUCGUUGCGCGAGAGCGAUGCCAAGAAGAAACAACUCAAGGGUUUUAUCACUAAACUGACAGAAGAGAAAGAAAAAGUGAAUGAACAGCUUGACGAGAUGAAGCAGCAGAAGACAAACCUUGCUGAUGCAUUAGAGAAUGUCUAUCAAAGUAAAGAAAAACUUCAGAACAGACUUUCAGAAGCAUUAUGUAAACAAGAACAGUAUAAAAAGAGUCUCGCGGAGGCAAUAGAUGAAUCCAAGACCUUGAGAGAGUCUCUUUAUCGAAUGGUCAACGAGCAUGAAACUAUGAAAGAAUCUCUGCUUAAUGCGAAUCGAGAAAUYGAACAUCUGAAAAGCCAACACAGACUUCAUACUGCGAAAGGCACAAUUAGCGUUAUUAAAGAAGAAGAUAAAAAGGACUUCGAGGAAGAGGAAGAACAAGAAAACCUCGAGAAAGAACAGCAACAAACGUUGGAUGUUAACCUGGAAAAUGGAGAGCAAACACAGACCUAUGAAAAGAAAAAUCUACCAACUUGCGAUCCUUUGGCAGAUGUGCUGUCAAUGGAAGAUGGAAAAAGUCUACGUGAAGUGGUGAAUCAGCUUAAGAAGUCAUUGCAAUCACUAUCUAAAGAAAACGCCUCAUUUACAUCACAGAUGCAGGAAUUGUUUGGUCGCUCCGAAAUGCACAAAGAAACCGAUAAAAUCGACAAAGUAGAAGAGGAAAUUACAUCAGAACACGAAGAUGAUACAUCUCGUGUUUCUCAAAGUGGAACGUCUACCAGAAUUGACACUGACGAGAAGGAACGAGAAGAAAACCGAGAAGAUACAUUAUUUAUGUUCGUAUCGAAAAAGCUCUCUAAUGAGGAAGGAACUUUCUCUUUAAUGCAAAUGCAAAUUGAUGCAAUUCAGAAAUAUAUCGAAGAGAUGGCAUUAAAACUGCAAUCCGUGCAGAGUGAAAGCGAAGACAACGAAGCGAUCUCGGGUCUUAUGCAUUUGCAGGCAGAUCUAUUAACAAAGAAACUUGAUUUGGACUCAAAAGAAGCCGAAGAUAACAAAAAGUUGGUUGAGUGGUUUGAAGUUAUCUCUGCGGAAAAGGAAACAUUGGAAAAAGAACUAGAAAACGCAUCCYGCGAUAACAUUAAGCUUUUAGAAGAUUUGGCAACUUUACGAAACGAGAAGGAAGCGAUGAAAAUUCAGCUUGAUGAGAUUACUAGAAUUACUGAAAUAGAGCAAAGCGAAACAUUGAUUAAAAAUACAGCACAAUUCGUUCACAAGCAAAAUUACGAAGAACUUAUGCCCGCGGAACUACAAAAAGAAUUGCUCCAAUUAGAUGACAAAAAUACAGAGGAAGAUUUAGAUUUGCACCAUUCACUGGAAGAGCUCGAUGCUAUCCAACUCAGAAAACUUGCAGAGAAAUUUCAGCGUGAAAACCAGGCUCUGAAUGCAAAAUUAAGUGAACUUUCGGAGAAAAGCAAGCACUUUAAUACCAUUGAAUUAGAACUUGACAAGUCAAAUAAUGAAACAAAAGCUUUAGAAAAGCAAGUUGAAGUUUUGUCCAGAGAGGGAGCUACUUUAAGAGGAGAGGCAGAUGAGAGAGUUCAGAGACUUAUUGAAUUAGAAGAAAAUAUGAUCCUAACCAUUGAGAAGAAACUAGAACUUGCCGAAUACGCUUCCAUGUUGACCUCCAAGAAAGACUCUUUGGAAAAGAAAUGUGAAGAGCUAUCGCGAGAGGUUGAAGGUCUUAAAGAAUCGCGGGAUCAAAUAUUGGCGCUAAAAUCGCAGUCCGACGAAGAGAUUGGUAAAGAACUAAAACAUUUGAAAGAGUACAAGGAAAGAGCAACAAAGGAAAUUGAAGAUCUCAAUGAUAUCUUGAGAAUCGGCAAGCAAGACUUCGAAGCUAUCAAGAUAGAACUUGACUCUAUACAAAGAAAAAAUAGAUCACUGAAACAAGAUCUUGAAAAGGCUUCGGCCAAGGAAGAAGAAUUAACUUCAAAUUUCCAAGAGAAGCUGUCUAGAGCGUUAGCACUUAAAAGCAGUGACCCUGAAGAAAAUGCCAAUGCUGAGUUAGAACUAUUUAAGCUCAAAAUAUCAAAGUUAAAAAGUGACGUGUUGAAUGCCAACGAGAAAGCUGCCAAGUUAGAAAAGGAGAAAAAUGACACCUCUUCAGUUCUUAAUGAAAUAAUAUGUGUUUAUGACACUGAAGUGAAAGGAAUUGUGGACCACGAUGGUAAGAUGAAUGAGCCUCAAGUAGAUGUAAAAGUAGCAGAGUUGAAAAACUGGAUUAAAACCAGCUCAAGUCGUAUGGAGAGCUAUGCUAAUAAGACAAAGAUGCUAGACUCAUUCGUUCAAGAAUUURAAGACAAGGCUUCCGAAAUCCUAAUAAAGGACGUCUCUCGUGAUGGAAAAUCUCAGACAUCAUUGAGCAAAGCCAAAAUAGAUGAAGAGCAGAGUUUUGAGAAUGCUCGUUAUAAAUUAGAACUCUUGAUUCAAAAGCUCAAGGAUAGUUUCCAAAGCCAAACAAAUUUCCAGACUCAACUUGGCCAAAUAAAGGAAGACAACGAACGUAUAACAAAGGAAUUGGAAAUCAAAUCUAAUUUUCUUAAAACGAUGAGGCAUUCAUUUGAACAGCUGCUUCAAGAGAAGAAUCUUCUUGCGCAAAGGGCUAAUGGUCAACAAGUGGAAAUUGAUGGGAAGCGAUUGAGCAAUGCUGAGAGUUCUAAAGUAAUAAGUCAAUCGGAGAUGUCAGUUUGUGACCAAUGUGAGAAACUUGUUCGCGAACGCGACGAACUGAAAUUGACAAUCGCAUCCAUGAAUGAGGACAGUGCUGAGCUCAAAGAUAAAUGUCGUCUGCUGAAAGAACACCUACUACAGCUAAAAAGACAAGAAGAAAAUAACAAUAUCUCUACCGGCUUUGUUUAUGGAAAUGAAUAUCCGAAGUCUACCAAUGAAACACUGUCACAAAAUAUUUUAGUUGCUUGUGAGAGUGUACCGUUAUGUGAGUCAGUGCCGGACAUCCAAGAGCAAGCACCAGACCUUGCAGCCCUCUUCCAGGCGGAUAGUUCAGAAAAUCAGAAGAAAGAACUGGCCGAAGAAGGAACACUGGACACUGUCUACCUUUCACCAAAUGAGAAGGAUGUCAAUGUGAGCGAAGACAAAGACAUUGAGGAUAAAAAACCAUUAUCUCUUCCAGAGGAAACAUCGCAUGUCAUUGCAAUGCCAAUCAGGAAAGUUAUUGCUGAAGACCGAGUGGAUGUAGGUGUAGAGAGAGACGAGGAAACAGUGCCAUCGCAGGUCCAAGACGAAACAUCAGAGUCCACAAGCGAGAAUAAUAUUCAGAAAGACCCUUUGGAAGUAGUAGGUGAGGGAGAUAUCGAGGGGAGAGAAUCAACGCAGGUCACAGAACAAACACCGGAGGCCGUUCUUGAGUUCUCAAGUAAGGAGACCAUUGAUAACGAUUGUGUAAGUGGAGUAGAGAGGGGCAUCGAAGAGAGAAUACCAUCACAAGUGGACGGCGAAGAGCAAACUUCAUUUAAAGAGGAAGAUAGCUUACUAAUGCAAUUGCAGAAUUACCAGAGAAAAGUAGAAUCCCUUAAAGACACGAACAAGAGUCUGGAAGAGGAGAUUACAUCUUUGAGAGAAAAAAUGAAAGAGAUCAAGAAUGAAUACCAGAGAGAAAGAACCGAACUUAAAAAGGAAUUUCUUCAUCAAGAACAAGAAUUAGACGAGGUCAGCAAGGAAAAACUGGAAAGAAAGAAACUUAUAACCAAUCUUAAAACAAAACUUGAUGACUUAAAGAGCAUAAGCCACCACAAGAAGGAGCGUCCAAAAGAUGAAAAAGACGGCGCCGAUAUGGAAGAAGAGAGAGUUCAACUGCACAAAAUGUUAGCAGAAAGGUCGAGCAGCUUGAAAGAUCUUAAUGAAAAGCUUGGUGUCUCAAAGAAUUUUAUGCAGCGAAUACUUGAUGAAAACAAAGAUCUCAAAGAAGAUGUUGCUGACUAUGAAAUCGAGCUAAAAGAAAUGAAGAAUAAACUCGAAGUUCUGAAAGCAGAGAUGGACUUAAARGCAACUGCUUUACAUGAGCUUAAAGAUGACAAACAUCACCUCGAGGCAAAGAAAACUCGACUUGAAGAAGAUUUGACAAGUGCGAAGGAACAACUGAAAACUCGAGGGGCGCUUCUAGCUACACUAGAACGAGACAAGGAAGCUUUCAAAGGAAAUCUACGAAAGGCACAACAAGAGAUAGUUUCCUUGAAAAAGCAGUACGAACUGUUGCAAGAAUUAGCCGACUCUGGAAAGCAAAGACAAAAAGACACAGAAGCGUUAGUGCAAAAGCUAAAACAAUCAUGUGACGAGAUGACAGAAAAGUUUGAAAGGAUAUCUUCAGAAAAGAAAACUAUGCAAGAUUCUCUUAACGAGCAAUUGCAGGCGGAAAGACAGAAAACAGAGGAAUAUCAGGAAAAAGUUGCAAGUUUAGACAAAAGUCAGUCACUAGCAGAAAAGACACUCGUUGAGUAUAAAGAAAAAAUUCAAACCCUUACUCGUGAACUUCGUAGAGAUAAGUCAAGAAGAGAUCGUGAGAUAGGAAGCAUCAAGCAAGAAAAUGCAAAAUUGCUCGGUGACGAAACUCGCAUCCAAAAACAACUGGAAAACCUUCGUGAGCAACUAGAAUAUGAACGAAGCAAGAACGAAAAAUUAGAGGAAGACUUGAAGUCUGCCAUAAUACAUAAUCUGACAUUGAACAACAGCCUUAAAGCACAAUCUAAAGAAACGGACAAAACAAGCAAAGAAUUGGAAGGAAACAAGAAAGAAAGCAAGCGUUUGAAUACAUUAACAGGCGAUUUAAAAUCCAAAAUUGCAAAUCUAGAGGCUUUGCUGAAAGCUACUAAAGAUGAGAAGAAAUUUUUUGCUGAUGAGGCCGAGAAAGCCAAAGCUGUGAAUACGGAUUUGCGACUACGCCUUAAGGAAUCAAGCGAAGAUAAGGAAGAACUUGAGGAUAUAUUGGUAGAGAUGCGAGACAAGCGUCAAAAAUUGCACAACGAGAUUGAUAAAGCUCUUACCGAAAGAGACGAGCUUGAAGACAAACUAUUUGACUUGAAAAAAGAGACGACAAAGAAGUUGCAAAUUUCGCUCGAAGAGCAGAAGAAAGCAGAGGCAGCCCUUGAGAAAGCUGUCAAACAGGACAAUGCAUUGAGGGAUGAAUUAAAUCAGCUAAAGAACGUUAAAAUUCAAACUUUUGAAGAAAACAAUGCUCUGAAAGAUGACUUAGAAAAGGCUAAAACAGAGUUGAUUGAGCUUCUUCAGAAUGCCUCACCACAAACUACCAAUGAAACAGUUUCUUCUGAUAAGGAAAACUAUUCCAAGCAGCUUCAAGAUGCGCAAGUUGAAGUUCAAAGACUAAACUCUUUGUUGCAAAAAAGCCAAAAAGAAUUUGAAAAUCUUAAAGCGCAAUUAGAGUGCAAAGAAAAGGAACAAAAACUAGCUACAGAGAAAAUUGGACAACAGGAACCUGUCCAGGAGGACAUAUUGAUUGUUCAGCAAACAGAAUUACAKUCAUGUGGAAUUGAAAACAACAAAGAAAUCCUAKAUUCCGAGGCGCUCAUCGCAUGGUACAAAGAUGAAAAUACGAGACUACGAACUGAACUUAMACAAGCGGAGUCCAAAUGCACAGGCCUGAAGGAUGAGCUGUACAACGUCUCCAAGAGACAAGUUCAGGAUGACAUCAAGUACGAGACCAUCAACCGGAAGUGCAGAUCUUUAGARGAAGAUCUUCGCAAAUCAAACUCUCAAUUACUGAGGGUAAGAACCAACUUGAAAGCUUCAAAUGCAAAUCUUACAGACCUUCGGAGAGACCUGCGUGCUUUGGAAGCUGACAAAGAAAAGCUUGAGAACGAAUACAAAAGAUUGAAGCUGGAGAAAGGUGUCGUUGAGCGGGUUAAAGUAACUUCAAUUGAAGUUCCAGCAGCAUCUCAGAUCACAGGACUCGAUAAGGAUAUUCCAGUUGUCAAGGCAGAGUCUCUCGAAAGUGCUCGUAAAGAAAUUGUUAUCCUCGAAGCUCAAGUGAAAGAUAUGCGUGAGCGAUCAAAACAUGAUCAAGAGUUYGUUGACAAUAUGUUAUCUGAUGUAGACAAAGAAUUAACAAGAGCAACGACUUUGUUAUCGGUAAAUUCAGAACAGAAAUACCCAAAUAAAGAAGCRCAAACCCCCAAGGAACAGCAAACAAAAACUAAUAAAMUUCUUAACCACGAGAACCUGCAAAACAAACUCCAAUUAUUGAAGAAAGGCGUAGAUGUCCUUGAAAAAAGCCAUCGAGAACCUCAUAAUAGCUCUUUACUUGACGCAUUGUCMAAGGAAGACAGUUCUCUUUUCGAUAAACUCGGUGUCGUCAUAAGCGAAAAUCAUAAACUCAAAGACAAACUGCAAUUCUUACAAGAUAGAUUGAACGCGAUCUUACAGGAGAAACAAGUCUUGGAGGACAUUGGUUCAAGCACAAGGAAAGAACUUCGUUCUUUAGUCAAAAGUUUAUCUUCCGAAAGAGAAGAGAUGAAGUCCAUGAACACAGAACGUUCGCAGAUGAAAGCGAAGCUAGCAGAAGCUGAAAAAAAGAUAGAAGAGCUUUCGGCAAGAGUUAAAUCUCUUAAAGAAGUUAGUCAACCCUUGGAACAGAAGACUGUUCCGGAGACGAAAGUUAUAAAACAAGAGGUUGUCAGUGCAGUCGAGUCCAUUCCCCUUCAGCAAGAACAUGACCUGCAAGUAGAAAGUAAACAUUUAGAGAUGGAGCUGAUGGAACAAGAUAGAGAACUUCAGUGGCUUCGSCAUGAAUGCAAAGAGGUGGAAGUAAAACGCGAUGAAUUGAAAAGUCGGUGCCAGAAACUUGAAUCAGAAAGGAGUGCGUUUGAGGCCGCGAAUAAAAAGUUGCAAUCACAAAAUCAAGAUUUGUACUCGGAGGUUAAGAAGAAAGAACGAUAUCUGGUCAGCUAUCGAGAAGACAACGAGAGACUUUUGACUAUCCAGAAGACAUCUGAAGCACAAAUUCGUCACCUAAACCGAGAAAUUGAACUCUUCAGCGAUCGUGUUGUAUGCUGUGAAACAGAGAAAGAACAAAUUGAAGAAACCAAUCGACAGCAACAAAACGAAAUGCAAGAACUGUUUCUUCAGCAUGCGAAGGACAACGUAGUUCGUGAAAAACUUGAAAAGUUAUUUUAUGAAAACACAAAGCUUAAGGAACAAAAGAARAUGCUCUCGACACGUCUGCARACCUUGGAACGAGACAUGAAAAGUCAAAUUCUUACGGUAAGAGAUUUGGAAACCGAAAAAGAGGAACUGCUUGGCAUWAUUGAUAAAACUGUCAGCGAAAAACGCAAUGAAAUUUCCAAGAAGGAACGACUYGGUUAUCUCUUAGAAAAACAAGAGAAAGAAUCUCGCGCAAAAAUGGACAGCUUAUCGCGGUUAGUAGAAAAACUAAAACACGACAAAGACGAACUGUGCGCCAAAAAUCCUCAACUUGAUAAAAUUCACCAGGAGAAUAAUAAAUUAUCCAAAGAUUGCGCAUAUAAGGACACUGUUAUAACUAAGCUACAAGAAGAAAACCAUUCAUUGAAAAAGGARAAUGAUGCUCUUCGUCAGUCAUACGAYAARCUYAAGGAAACUCAGARAAUGCUAAGCCCAAAUUAUGACGGRUCGCUAGACCGAGYAGGUUCCUUYAGACGUUCACCCCGUGUUUCUAACUCCAAGACGCCWUCGUAYUCAUCSCUUGAUCGCGCAUCGCCAGCAAGCAGUCGCACAUCAUUUUCAUCAGGAAGAAAAGACUCAAGAAAUCGUACUCCUCCUGUCCGCCGAUCAUCAUCAAGACGAAGAGACGAUCAGUCUGGGGAUAGAGACGACUUGUCAGGAGGUAGUUCCCAGGAGUGUUUUUGCAGUCCCAUCUUGUCUGUAGUCAACUUGUGUCCAUACGAAGUUCAACAGCCUGAAGAAGUUGAUUCCUCUGGUCGAUGUCCCGURUGUAAAAAGAGAAGGAAUCGUAAGGGUACGAUUAAAGAACAUUAUGUUUAGAAAGAGUUUGUUGUAUGUACCUAAAAAAAACGUCGUUUCCAAACGGUUACAUUAUAUAAYAAAAGCCAAGACCAAAAAGGAAUCUGGGAAAACUAAUAUUAUGAGUGUAACAGUGUUGCCUGCACUCAAUAAAAUGAGCUUCUCUACGGUUACUGCUAUGAUGUAACAUGUUUAGGCAAAUAUGAUUUAUUAGAUUUCUCAGUACCCAAGAUCCCUUGCGGUCUUUGUUUUGAUGACAUCAACUUUUUGCGAACCGACAACGUUUUUUCAAUUAGGUGUACAACUGUAUUACAAAAUCGCAAAAAUUCAUACUCAAUAUCUACCGAAGAAACAUAUCAAUAACGUCAAUGAUAUGUAGAUCGUAGAUCAUGAAAGCAGAGGUCGAAAAUUCCAUUGAUCUUUCUUCUGUGAUUACAAAUCUAUAAUGUCUACUUCAAUUAAGCAUAUAUUGUUAUGUUAAAUAUUCAUAAGUAAUAUUAUAGUAAGAAGCGAGAAAUUUCUCUAUCGUAAAUAUUUGAAUACCAAAAUGAUAUCCAUAUUAAAACUGAUACUUUCUUAGUUAUUGAAAAGGUAUAUUUUUAACAAGAUUAUCAUUAUAAUGUAAAUAUAUGCCAGCAUAUUAAUCUUCCAGAACUGCCUAUAUAUAAAUGAGAUUUAUAUCAAAAGUCAUUUAAGCAUCUUUUACAUAAUUUGUAACUGGUUCAAUAUAUUAGUUGCGAGUAUGAUCAAAUAUAUCUCAAAUGAAAAAUUUAUCCCAGAAACACAGGUAACUUCUUUCCUCAGGAUUCCUAGUUUUUCUUAAAAGAACAAUGUGGAGUGAGGUAAAUUAGAAGUCAGCAUUUCAGGCCWCGUCGAAAACUAAGGCCAGAUGUUGCCUGUGAAGAAAGCUWAGAAUAUUCUAAAUAUACUUGUAGCAUCGAAAAGAAAACACGAAAAUUCGCGCAAGAAUAGCUUAACACCAGAGAAAAUUCACAACGCCAUUYAGUACAUAGUCUAYAAAGGCAUUUGSAAAAUGCAAAAGAAAAUAWACUAUAGAGGAAACUCUUGCAACAUGGAUACGUUAACAUCCGCGCCAUUUUCAAUUGAGAAAUAUAAUCUAGAUCACUUAAUUGACUUCCAAUAUAAACUCCACUGACUUUGAUGAGAUUUUCAAAACCUUCGUUGCUUCAAAAUAGGAAAAGAUGGUACCAUUCUCCAAGAAGCGGGAUUUUUUUCCAACUAAAAGUUUGGAUCGACUCCCGGACGAGUGCCGUUAAUAUUAAAGACAUUCAACGAAAAUUGUCCCAAAAAGUAGUUGACACAUUUAUUUACACAGUCAUUUAAUCGGUAUGCAUAUCUUUUAACUCAGUAUGAAGCUUAAAGUUUGAAAAUUGAAAUCGUGCGGAAGUCAAAGUGAUCCAGAUUCCAUAUGUUCUUUUGCCCGUUGUGCCUUAAUUCAAUGCAAAUGGCGGAUGUAAAUAAGUACAUAGCAAAAGGUUUCCAAUUUGGGUUUUGUUUAAUUCUAAUUACGCACUACAAGAUUUAGCUAAACUAGAAAACCCGAGGAAAACGUCUUAGCGUUGAACUAUUAGUGUAUGAAAAUAAAAAAAGAAAGGAAAUCGAUUUUCACUAUCYAUUUUGUAAAAGAGAAAAAGCCAUCUUGUUAGAAUAAGUUAACAUCAAAAUUAUUAAUAUUUGAUUUACUCCUAAACUUUAUCAACAUUAUAUUUGGUGUAGAUGAUAAAGUCAA